AUGGCAGAGAAGCAGAAUCCAAUUGCUUGCGAACCUUGUCGACAAAAGAAAUGCAAGUGCGAUCGAAUUUUGUCAGUUUCCAAACCAAAGCUCACCUUUACCUAUACCAACAAGCAUAGGCCAGUUUGUUCACAGUGCGCUGAUCCGGCUCGAUGCGUGUACCCCGAGAGUGGAAAACGCGGCCUUCCCCAAGGCUAUAUAACCCAUCUGGAAAACCGACUAGCAGCCACAGAACGGGCUUUAUAUAGUACAUACGCUUAUUUGCGGACCAUCUCGCCUCGGUCGUUCAAGAUUGUCGAUUCCCCACAACCGACUCUGUCGAGAGCAGCAGCUGUGAACGAAUGGGCGCGAUUGCCGCUAAUUGAUCCAGACAAUCUGGAGCAAUGGUGGGCGGAGAAGGCCCGAGUGUUUGGAAAUACCGGGGGCGAAGCGCCGCCGGAAUGGAGUCCGGACACGGCGGGCACAGCGCCCAGGGAGAAGGACGUCCCUGCAUCAACUAUUGGUCUGAGUAGUUUCAGCCAUCUUCACACUCAUCAACGUCAAUCUGAGGGAUACCCGAGGGAAGGCCGCGCAGAGCAACUAGUAGAGUUGGAGCCCGCAGUCUAUUUCUGA
Messenger RNA from Aspergillus calidoustus, 612 nucleotides. Lineage: Eukaryota; Fungi; Ascomycota; Eurotiomycetes; Eurotiales; Aspergillaceae. The record is from the annotation of a GenBank genome assembly.